GAGCCCUUGUCGCGCUGCCGGUGUGUGUGUGUGUGUGUGCGUGUGUGUGUGUGGCCGGACUCCGGCGGGGUGCUGAGGCCAGCCAGCCCGCAGACAGGGAUCGCAGCCCGGGAGCCUGGAUGCUGAGUCCGGCCGCCGGCGGCCUGCGGAGGAAUACGCGCUGACCGGGGCUGGCUGGCAUCAUGACCCAUGGCCGCACUUUGUCUGUCAGCGCGGGCCCCGAUGCAAGAGGACGUUGAAUGCCUCUGAAAUCUCAAGGCUGUGAGCCCGGUGCAGGGUGAGGAUGAGCAUGCAGGGCAGCAGCAGCGGGAAGGGGAGUGGCCAGCACGCUGACACUCCCCCCCUCCGUCACACCCCCGGACCCAAGCUGCAGGUGCAGCGUUCCCAGUCCCGAGACACCAUCACCAUACACUUCUCCGCUCUUGGGAAGGAGGAAGAAGAUGAAGACGAGGAGCUUUAUGGGUUAUCAGCCGGAUCUCCCGUCGGUAAAUCGGCUGUUGAUGGUGCAGAGGGACCUCAGGCUCGUGACCAGCGUGUUGCCGCGUGUUUGGAGGCAAAAGAGGAGUUGCUGUUUGAAUCCGCUGGUGGGGAGGCCUCCUCGGGAGCUUCUGUACUGCCUGUUUCCUCCACCACCCAAUCCGUGCAGCCUACAGACCCUCAGCUACACACUCCCUCUCCUGCCAUGGCUAUUAUCCCCUUCUCUACUCAGUCCCACCUGUCGUCCGCCCCUCCUACCGGCUCCUCCUGGCCAGCCAAUCCACCAGCCACAAGUUCCAUCUCCUCCUCCCCUUCCAAGUCUGUAGCACUGUCAUCGUCCAAGCCUUUUCUCAGCCUUGUUAGGUCCUUGUCCAAUGACGUUGAAUCUCAAGAAACGGGUUCAGCCAUUCCUGCCACGGUACCGCCACAAGCACGCCACAGACACUUAUACAAGUCUAUUGUCAAGUCGUUGUCCACUGACACUUCUAAGGCUGAAAAUCAAGAAGGGGGCCAUCACUAUCCUCAGCAUCCGCAAAUGCUGCCAUCCCAUAGGCCUCCGCCUCGCAACAUGCAGCUCUUCAAACAGUUCUCCCAACCCCGUCUAUCCUCCAGCCCUGUCAUUGUCACCCAAGCAGGUGGAGACUCCAAAACAGCCCCCUCCUCCCCCAUUAUGUCUCCAGAUGGUAGAUCCUUCUUUAAAGUCCAAGAGGUGGAAGCCAAGAUUGAGGACACAAGACGACGGCUGUCAGAGGUGAUGUCUGAUCCUCUGCUGCUUUUUAGUAAGAUCAUUGGGGACGAGUCUGGUGUAGGAACGAUGGGAAGUGCUGCUCAUCGGGCCAAAUCACUCUCCGCAAGUGCAUCUGAGCUGAACUCGGUGGCGGCGGUAAAUGGACACGCAGAUAGCCACAACUACAGCAUCAAGGAGGAAGGGCCUGAGGGGGAAGAAGAGGAAGAAACCCCUACAGGAAAGGGGCCCGACAGUGUUUUUUUCUCAUUCCCAUCACUGACACUAGCUCCAGCUCACACCCAGGCCUCAUCAUCUGCUCUCCACAAGUCUCCAUCUCUCACUUUGGGUCGCUGCUCAAUGUCGGCCCUGGUAGCUCGACAGGAAGAUGAGGACUUCUGCGAACUCUACAGUGAGGACUUUGAGUUGUGCACUGACACAGAGACCCCAGAGGGGGAUCAGUCACUGUCCCGGCAGCCCAAUACUGGCAGCACUGGUUUGUGUAGUGAAUUUGAGAUGGAGGAAGAGAGGGCAGAGGAGGAAGUGGAGGGUGUGCCUGUGACUGGCCUCAUCUUUCUAACGCAGUUGGUGUAUUGGUAUUUAGUUCUUCCAGUGCCUCCAUGUGUAUGUGCUGUGUUGCAUGGAUUAGUGGCCGGGUUCAUGCUGGCCUUGCUGGUCCUCUGGCUGUCUUCUCCUCGACGCUCCUCUUCAGGGACCAGAAUAGGGAGACGGAGGAUAGAGCCAUGGAAUGUCCCUCAGCUGGAUAUCAAAGAACCAGGAUUAUUUAAGGGCUGGAUGAAUGAGAUAAACAGCUACGACCCAGAGAUGUACCACGCCACCCUGACGCACUCCGUUUUCGUCCGCUUAGAGGGCUCAGUUUUGCGUCUCUCCAAGCCCAACAGGAACAUCUCCCGCCGUGCCACACACAAUGAGCCCAAACCUGACGUCACUUAUAUCAGCCAGAAGAUCUACGAUCUGACCGACAGCAAGAUCUACCUGAUGCCCCAGAGCCUUGCUAGAAAGAGAGUUUGGAACAAGAAGUACCCGAUUUGCAUUGAGCUGGCCAAGCAGGAUGACUUCAUGUCAAAGGCCCAGGGAGAAAAGUUUGAAGCUGUGGAGGACAAACUUACAGGGUUGGCUGAGAGGCUAGAACGAACAGAUAAGGCCGAGAAGGCUGAAGGCUCAGCAUCAGCAGAGGAAUCCAAGAGACCAACCUGUGGAGGAGGAGAUCUGACAAUCUACUUGUUUGGGAGGACUGGGCGGGAAAAAGAGGAAUGGUUCCGGAGGUUCCUUGUAGCCUCCAGAUUGAAGGCAGAGGGGAAAGGUGCCGGUGUGCCUGGCUUCUGCAAGAGUGCCUUCCUGCCCUCCCACAGCCGCAGCGGCAGUGUCCAGUCUGGUGGGGGCCUGGAGGCGGACAGCAGGAGCAGCAGCAGGGGGAGCCAGGAGGAGCUGUCCCAGCCUCGUCCCAGAGAGACCCCCUCCUCCCUCUCCUGUGGCUCAACCGGAGGGAUGAAGCAGAAGAUGUUAUUAGACUAUAAUGUCUACAUGGCCAAAUAUGUUAGCCCCAAGGAACCACCAAAAAGCCCGGCCACCAGCCCUGGGCAUAGCCCCGAGGGCAGCCCCAAAACUACCAAAAAGUUACACAGAUAUCCAGAAGAGAUGGUGGAGUCUGAGGCCUGGGUCAAUGCAUUUAUCGGAAGGGUUUUCUGGGACUUCCUAGGAGAGAAGUACUGGGCUGAUGUAGUCUCCAAAAAGAUCCAAAUGAAGCUUAGUAAGAUCAGGCUGCCGUACGUUAUGAAUGAGUUGACUUUGACAGAGCUGGAUAUGGGAUUUUCAAUUCCUAAGAUCCUCCGUGCCUCCCAACCUACAGUUGAUCACCAAGGCCUGUGGUUUGAUCUGGAGGUCACCUACGCUGGCUCCUUCCUAAUGACACUGGAGACCAAGCUGAACCUGGCCCGCCUGGGGAAAGAAGGUGAAGGGCUUGGGGAGCAUGGGAAAGAAUGGUCCAGGCCACGUACAUACUGUCUGGCAGAUAGUGACGAGGAGUCGUCCAGUGCUGGCUCAUCGGAUGAGGAGGAUCCCCCAGAAAUCCUCGGUGACAAACCCACUCUACCCGGAGCCGAGGGCUAUGUAGGAGGCCACAGACCCAGCAAGAUCAUGCGCUUUGUGGACAAGAUAGCCAAGUCCAAAUACUUCCAGAAGGCCACUGAGACGGAGUUUAUUAAGAAGAAGAUGGAGGAGGUGUCGAAUACACCCCUGCUGCUCACUGUGGAGGUACAGGAAUGCCGGGGGACACUGGCUGUCAACAUCCCACCUCCCCCGACAGACAGGAUAUGGUACGGCUUCAGGAGUCCUCCUCACCUGGAGCUGAAAGCGCGGCCCAAACUGGGUGAGAGGGAGGUCACUCUGGUUCACGUAACAGAGUGGAUUGAGAAGAAGCUGGAUCAGGAGUUCCAGAAAAUAUUUGUGAUGCCAAACAUGGAUGACCUGUGGCUACCCAUAAUGCACUCUGCCAUGGAUACGCGUUCAAAUGCCAACUUGAUGACUGUGACAAGUGAUGCCUUGAAGGAUCCAGAACUGGAGGAGUCUGAGGUCUCUGACGUGUGAAGACAGCUGCUCAGUGACAUUGACAUUUUAUCACCGUGGUGAUACUGGAUCUCCCAUGCCUCACAGAAACCCAAGGUGCAGCAAAGACCUAGCCACCCUUUCAAUAUUUGUAUCCAUUUUUUUCAGAUGCAGUAGACUAUUUCCAGUCAUGAAAUGAGUACCUGAAGCUGGAACAAAAGCCCCUGUGAGUUUGUUUCGUUUGUAGCCACUUAAAGCAGGAGAAUGGGAGAGAAUAGAGACUCACAGAUGAUCAUCUAAUAACAGUUUGGAUUCAACUAAAUACAUGUCGCACGGAGAGACCGUUAAACACACGGGUGGCAUGACAGAUCAACAACAGGCAUCUGAUUUUCCUACAAAAAGCACCAUACCUAUGAAGAACAUCUGCACCAAACUUGACAGUCGAACAGUGUAAACAUUUCGUGUGACGUUUCUAACAAAGUGGGAUCAUUUCUGCUGAUAUUACAAGAGCUUAGAGGGACUGUCGAUUGAUGUGCAAAGUAACAGUAAUUUGGAGAUCAUCUUGCUGAAAACUGUUGUAUCUGAUGAUACACACACCACAGGACUAACACCGACCAUAUCUCAACACCAUGGACAAACUUAUUUCAUACAGCCUGUGUGCUUCUGACUGUGGAUGUGACUAGAGCUACAACCCACUUUAGUUGGGUUGUACGAAUUCAUAUCAGUCCGUAAACACAGUAAUUCCAUUUUUGCCAAGGCCUUGUUGAAUGUACAAAAAGGAAUGCGGCCCCCUAGCUGUGCAAGAAGUGGCCCUAUCACCAAACCACAUGCUUCUGGCUUAUUUUUUUACGCCCUGUUUUCAUGUUUUAUUCCGAUUUGAGUAAAAGUAAUAAUUUUUCUAUCUUUAUUGCCAAAGCAAUAUUUCAGUCAUGUGUGAAGAGAAUAUUUUAGGAGACAGAUAAAGCAAUCGGUCAGUUGUUUUUCUUUGCUUUUUUGGGCCAUUCUAGUGAUGUUGUAAUAACACCUGGAAAUUCAGCAAAGAAACAGACUAAAUGGAGUGAUUUCCUCUCCACAAACUUCUCAAGAUUACACAUAAACCUGGAAAUUGUUGGUAAAAUAAACCCACUCCUACUGUUUCAUUUCAGUAAACACCAUACUGGAUAUUAGCCAUAUUAUUUAAUGUUGUCCAAGGCAUCUAGAUAUUUAUUCUGUUGAAGUAUUUAUUGUUUCUGCUGUUCUAUGUUGUACAUGUUAAAGCUCAAAACCUCCAAAAAAUUCCAUUGAGAAUAACUUUUGUUCACUGGUGAAAUUUCCUGUAUAUGUUUUAUGUUCAGAUAUGUGUUGGCUAGUGUAUGAGGCAGAAAGUGCCUUUAAAAUAAUCAAACAUUCCUUCAUAUUGAGCCACCACGUUUCUUCAUCAGUUGAGGGAGGAGUAAAAAAGAAGUCUUUGUGCCAUUACUGUCUGUUAAGACAUGCCCUUUGUUUUCACAUGUUGAUGUUGUUCAUUUGCACAGUGAUAAAAAUAAUAAACAUUACUGUUGUAUUCAGUGAUGUCGCAGAAUGUCUUGGUUCUGAUCAUUGUGGAUCAAUAAAAUAUUUUGCUUGGAAGGAA
Menidia menidia (Atlantic silverside) is the source of this 5378-nucleotide messenger RNA. NCBI's taxonomy places the organism in Eukaryota, Metazoa, Chordata, Actinopteri, Atheriniformes, Atherinopsidae. The record is from the annotation of a GenBank genome assembly.